CCGGCGGUGGCGGCGGCGCGGGGGUCGUAGAUCAGAAGUAGCGGCCGCGGUUUUUCUUGAUUCUGGGGAAGAUUUGUGAGAGGAUGGCUGAUCUUGCCAACAUGUUUGCUGCCCUUGACCUGGAUGACGAGGGCGAUGGAGAGGAACUGGAACAACCAACGUCCAGCAAGCCAGCAGCAGCAGCUGCUGCUUCUGCCAAGAAAAUUGAUGGUGGCAUGGAGAAACGCAAAAUGAUUGUGAAUUAUGAUGGCGAAAAUCUUAGUUCAUUGCCGGGUGAAUACAAGAUGCCAUUGGUGUGGAUAGACUUGGAAAUGACUGGUUUGGAUAUCAGAAAAGACCGCAUACUGGAGAUUGCUUGCAUUAUAACAGAUGGUAAACUUACCAAACGAAUAGAGGGUCCUGAUUUGGUUAUAAGACAAAGCAAGGAAUGCGUAGAUAACAUGAAUGAAUGGUGUAAAAUCCAUCAUGGUGCCAGUGGACUGACAGAACAAGUACUGCUGAGUGACAUUUCUGAGCAUGAUGCAGAGAAACAGGUGUUAGACUUUAUUAGGAGGCAUAUUGGUUCGGCAACUCCAUUGAUAGCUGGGAAUUCUAUCUAUACAGAUUUACUAUUUUUGAAGGAGUAUAUGCCAGAGCUUGCAGGUAUAUUCCCUCAUGUGAUAGUUGAUGUGAGCAGCAUAAUGGCUUUGUGCAUCCGCUGGUUCCCCAAGGAAAGGAAGCAAACUCCAAGAAAGCAGAAAAACCAUAGGGCAAUGGACGACAUCAGAGAGAGCAUUAAGGAGUUGCAGUUCUACAAGGAUAACAUCUUCAAAUCACGUCAGUCUAAGCACUAGCCCUGUAACCCCUGUUGGACUUACUAGCUCUCUUGAUUGUUUGGCUGAAAACGUUUCCUGGUAUAUGAUCCUUUCGUGAUUUGGUAAUGCUUAAAUGCUCACGUGCUUUUGGAGUAACGCCAAGAUUGUAUUCACAUAUAUUAUGACACCCUUGUGAGGUUAAUUCUGCUUUUUUU
Lolium rigidum is the source of this 1009-nucleotide messenger RNA. Its product is annotated as oligoribonuclease-like. The record is from RefSeq and is a predicted model, not a curated record. Lineage: Eukaryota; Viridiplantae; Streptophyta; Magnoliopsida; Poales; Poaceae. Bases 84 to 833 code for a protein of 249 amino acids. Gene Ontology annotation, cellular component: mitochondrion. Gene Ontology annotation, molecular function: 3'-5'-RNA exonuclease activity; nucleic acid binding. The transcript has 9 exons.